AUGGAGGGGAAGAAGAUCGUAGUGGUCGGCGCCGGUCCUGUGGGCUCAUUGGCAGCACUGUAUGCCUCGCAGCGAGGUGCCGAAGUGGAAGUCUAUGAACUUCGUGAUGAUCUACGAAACGAGGAGACCACGCCUCUCAACUUCACAAAGUCCAUCAACCUAGCUCUAUCCGAGCGAGGCAUCAAUGCUCUUCGCUCGGCCGGUAAUCCAGAGCUUCUGCAAGCUAUUUUGUUGCAGACAAUCCCGAUGUAUGGGCGCAUGAUCCAUACACGCACAUCAACCGGAGCACUUUCAAAACAGUCUCAACUCUACGAUGUACACGGCCGAUUCCAGCGUUCCGUGGACCGAGGUGGUCUCAAUCGAGUCCUCCUCGACCACCUCGAUUCUUUGCCCAAUGUCAAACUUUUCUUCCAACACAAGAUGACUGGCGCAGAUUUCCGCAAGAAAAAGGCCUGGUUUGAGAUCAAGGACCCGACCGAUUCAGUCUACGACAGACCAAGAGAAGUCGAGGUGGACUUCGAUCUUCUCAUUGGCGCUGAUGGGGCUCAUUCGUCUACACGAUACCACAUGAUGAAAUAUGCUCGCACGGAUUACCAUCAAGAGUACAUCGACUGCCUAUGGAGCGAGUUCACAAUGCCGCCCAAUGAGUCCGGGGACUUUGCCAUCUCGCCUAAUCACCUUCAUAUCUGGCCUGCCGGGAGUUUCAUGUUCAUUGCUCUUCCCAACCUUGACAAGUCUUUUGUCUGUACAUUCUUUGGGCCUGUUGAGCUGUUUCAAAGACUAGAGAACGGCUCAGAUGACGACUUCAUCUCCACCUUUGACGAGUACUUCCCUGGCGUCACUACCUAUAUUCAGCCUGAGGACCUGGUGUCUCAAUUCAAGCGCAACCCACACUUGCCGCUCAUCAAUAUCAAAUGCUCGCCACACCACUACGGCGACAGCGUUGUCAUCGUGGGCGAUGCCGCCAAUGCCAUGGUUCCCUUCUAUGGUCAGGGCAUGAACGCUGGCUUGGAGUCUGUCCGAGUACUGUUCUCCAAGCUCGAUGAGAAUUCAGACAUUGCAGAAGCGCUUGCAGGUUACACCACGGAACGUACGACCGACGCACACACGAUAGCCGAACUUGCCCUUGGGAACUACACCGAGAUGCGAUCGUCUGUGACCUCCCCAUUGUACAAAUGGCGCAAGUACAUUGAGGAGACUCUAGACAAGUACUUCCCGAGCCUCGGAUGGGCCACCCAGUAUUCCAGAGUCAGCUUCAGCAACAUGAGGUAUAGCGAUGUGGUCCAGUAUUCGAAGAGACAGAAACGUAUCCUAACGACCUUCUUCCUGUCACUGGCAGCAAUCGCCGUGGCAGGUCCGAGCGUUGCACUGUGGUUCUAUCUGUACAGAUACAACCGGCAGAGACGCUUCAAGCUCUCAUGGUCUCCGAAAUCACUUACCGCCUUCCUCAACUCGACUUGA
This is a messenger RNA of Exophiala viscosa, 1461 nucleotides long. RefSeq names its product kynurenine 3-monooxygenase. The coding region runs from base 1 to 1461 and encodes 486 amino acids. Gene Ontology annotation, biological process: quinolinate biosynthetic process; L-tryptophan catabolic process. Lineage: Eukaryota; Fungi; Ascomycota; Eurotiomycetes; Chaetothyriales; Herpotrichiellaceae. Gene Ontology annotation, cellular component: mitochondrial outer membrane. The record is from RefSeq and is a predicted model, not a curated record. Gene Ontology annotation, molecular function: kynurenine 3-monooxygenase activity; FAD binding. The transcript is spliced from 2 exons.